AUGGGUCAUGUGCCCGGUCAGUUCUGGGGCCUGAGCACGGUCAGCUAUGGGGCUCACUGGGGCAUGAGCCUGAUGGAGGCCAUGGAGGUGGACUUCCCCGUGGAGGGAGGUGGUGGCGGGCGGCUGGAGGAGGUAGUUCCGGUGGCGGGUCCAGCCGGAGAUCCCUCCCGCCCGCAGGGUUUCUCAGACUCUGGCAGCAGCACCGAAGUGGACGAGGACGAAAACGAAAACGACGAGGGGCCUCUCAGGCUCCCGGCCACGUGGGCGUUCAGCCAGAGGGUGGUGGACAGAGCCUCAGCUCCACCUUCGGCCGCUCCAGGGACGCACACUCGGAGGAGACUCAGGCAGGGUCUGCGGGUGCACUACCCCAGCCAGUCUACAGCCCCCUCCAGAGGCUUCCCAGACUUCCUGCUCCGAGCUCCGGCCGCCGCCGUCCCCGAACCCGAGUCCGGCAGCACCACCGAGGUCAGCGACUCUGAGGACGAGGGGGGGGGGAGAGAGGGGAUUCCUGCUGUUGCUCAGCCCACCGAGCCCGUCCCAACUGCCGGUCCUCUGCAGGACCCACCCCCAGAACCACAGGCCGCCACUUCAACCAACUCUGGUUCACCUUCAGACGGCGACAGGACAGAAGUUCAAAAUCAGCAUAAUCAGCCGCCGCACUCUGAGGACUCGGAGGGCGACGCGUGCAGCAUCUGCUUCGAGGCGUGGACGACGGCGGGCGAGCACCGGCUGUCCGCGCUGCGCUGCGGACACCUGUUCGGAUUCACCUGCAUCCAGCGCUGGCUCAAGGCUCAGGGGUCGGCGGGGAAAUGUCCACAGUGCAACAAGAAAGCAAAGCGGACCGACAUCGUGCUGCUGUACGCUCCGAAGCUGAGAGCCCUGGACAACUCUGAGCAGGAGAGCCUGAAGAAAUCUCUGGAACAGGAGCAGUCUCUGAGGAGAAAGGCUGAACUGGAGUCGGCCCAGUACAAGCUCAAACUGCAGGUGGUCACCAACCAGUACGGACAGGCCCAGCAGGAGCUUCAGGAGCUGAAGGCCUUGAUGGCUCACACCAGCAGGAGCUGUGCCCCCUCCUCCUCCUCCACUUCCCCCCUCCUCAGUCUGUCUCAGCGGGCCGACGGCUCCAAAAAGGCCGGCUACAGCUUCUCUAAGGCCCUGCUGGUGUCUCAGGCGGGUGGCUGCCGGGUUUUGUCCUACUGUGAACCUCUGAGCUGCCUGCUGGCCUCUCAGCCUUCUCCCCACUCCACACUGGUGCCCGGUUGUGGGGUGAAGAAGGUGAGCGUGGUGAACAUGAAAGCAAGUCAGUACGUUCCCAUCCACAGCAAGCAGAUCCGAGGCCUGAGCUUCAACAGGCAGAACGACAGCCUGCUGCUGUCCGCCGCGCUGGACGGCACCAUUAAACUGACCAGCCUGCUGACCAACACAGUGGUCCAGACCUACAACGCCGGUAAACCCGUGUGGAGCUGCUGCUGGUGUCUGGACAACAGCAACUACGUGUACGCCGGUCUGAGUAACGGCUCGGUGCUCAUCUACGACACCAGAGACACCAGCACACACGUCCAGGAGCUGCAGCCGCUGCGCUCCAGCCUGCUGACCAACACAGUGGUCCAGACCUACAACGCCGGUAAACCCGUGUGGAGCUGCUGCUGGUGCCUGGACAACAGCAACUACGUGUACGCCGGUCUGAGUAACGGCUCGGUGCUCAUCUACGACACCAGAGACACCAGCACACACGUCCAGGAGCUGCAGCCGCUGCGCUCCAGAUGUCCGGUGGCGUCCCUCUGCUACGUCCCGCGCGCGGCCUCCAGCUCCUUCCCCUGUGCGGGGCUCAUCGCCGGGUCCCUGGAGGGGGGGUACUUCUGGGAGCAGGUGAACGAAACCACCUACAGGCCGCACUUCCUCCCGCUGGAGAACGGGGGCUGCACGGACAUCCAGGUGGAGCCGGAGAGCAGACACUGCCUGGUCACCUACAGACCGGGCCGCUCCCACCCGUCUCUGCGCUGCGUGCUGAUGGCUCUGGACCGGAGCCCCCAGCAGGACUCCGGCCAGCUGCCCGGCUGCUCCUGCUCGCCCGUGCAGACCUUCAGCGCCGGCUCCUCCUGCAAGCUGCUCACCAAGAACGCCGUCUUCAAGAGCCCCGACGGAGCCGGGAUGCUGGUCUGUGCCGGGGACGAGGCCUCCAACUCCACCAUGGUGUGGGAUGCAGGCAGCAGCUCGGUGCUCCAGAAGCUUCCGGCCGACCUGCCGGUGCUGGACAUCAAACCCUUCUCGGUGAACGGCGAGCACUUUCUGGCCGCGCUCACGGAGAAGAUGCUGAAGCUCUACAGAUGGGAGUGAACCGGAGUCCCAGAGCACAAAGCAAAGGCAGGAUGCAUUCUGGGUAAAACGUGGACAUGUACAUGCUGCUAAACAUUCACACAGAGGAAGAAAAAAACAAACAAACCCAGGGAGUGAUGGACUUGAGGAAACUUUUCUUUUACCUUUUUUAUUUUUUUGAUUUGCCUCAUUUUAUUUUGCUCAUCUUUCAGGUGUUUGUGUUUUUUUUCUGGUUCUGGGGCAGCUUUGUGUUGGGACUCAGGUCAUUCUUACAUAGCCUAUGUCAAAAGUUGGUCAAAUCUCAGUCUUUACAUCAUGAAAAUGGACAGAUGUCCUCUUUCUGCCUUCUGAUUGUCUUUUCAUUUAAUGGUUAUGGCUCUACGAACUGUCAUUUUCUAUUUCAGACCAAAAGGUUUUGUCUUUGUUUUUUUAGCUGGAAUGUAAUAGUCAUCUGGACCUUAUUAUUUAACUUUGAUUUGACUCUUAACACUGAUUUAUCCCCAAGCAGGGUUUUUACAUAUCACUUGUCACAUUUUAUAGCAGCAUCCCUCCCACCACAGCACAGGUAGGCUGAAAAAAAAAGGUAUUUUCUGAUUUGAAACUUGGUUGUUAAACUAGUUUUAAACAGGAAGCUCUCAGUCCAGGCUCUCUGAAUAUUCCUAAACUUGUUUUUUUGUAGCUAAGAAGUAUAAUCAUGCUGAAAUCCACCUCAUAAAAUAGCAGCAUCACCACAAACAUAACUGAUAAUGAACCUGGUGAGUUCCACUGGCCGCCCUGACCCAGACCCAGAUUUAUUAUUCUCUAUUUUUGCAUGUUAUUUUUCUUGAAGUGCCAGAAGCCAGCGAUCAAACUUGAAGUGGAAAAAAGCUAACUGGAACGUGCAAACAUCCAUCUGGAAACGAUCCAGAGACGUUAGAAACUUCUUCAGAUUGUUUAUGACCGCCCCGUUUAAAUGAAAGGACCACCAGCUCAGAGGCCUUGAAUUGACCACAUUUCAAUUCCUCAUGAAAAUCAAAACUCCAUACUUGGAGUUUUUUAAUUCAGUCCGACUCCCGGUCCCAGUUAAACAGCUGCGUUUCCCUCUCUGGCUCAUUUUCAUCGUCUUAAGAAAGACCUGUACUUUUCACUCCGAAUGGAACAUUAAGUGCCAAAGUCGACUAUUGUAAAUGUUACUUUUUUUGUCUUUUAAAGGUUGUAUAUAUGUAUAUUUGCUACCAACUGUGUACAACUUCAAAGUUAAUAAAAUUGUGAUUUAUUUUGAAUUGAA
Menidia menidia (Atlantic silverside) is the source of this 3583-nucleotide messenger RNA. Lineage: Eukaryota; Metazoa; Chordata; Actinopteri; Atheriniformes; Atherinopsidae. The record is from the annotation of a GenBank genome assembly.